AUGCAACCAGGGGCCACUGAGGGCUGGGCCGCUGCCGUUGAACAUCUCGCGAACUUCAAGCAGAGGCGCUGCCAAACAAGCACAGAAGUUGUUUGCAGCGUCGCUUUGGCAGAUCUUGCACGUCGGCGCAGAUGGCAUCAGGCUGCCAGUUUGCUGAAGCUGACACGGGCGCGUACGCUUGCAGUCGACGAGUACAGUUACAAUUCAGGCAUAUUCGCUUGUCGCCAUGUAGUCACAUGGAGUCAUGCCGUUGCUGGGCUACUGACAAUGGAAACGGAACGCUUAGAACCAGAUGCUUGCACCUGCCAUGCACUCGUGAGUGCUUAUGAGAGUGGCAGCCGAUGGCAAUCAUCCUUGCGAUGUCUGGAGCUCCCUUUCAGCUCCCAGGGUGGUCUGGCAUGUAGCAAUGCCAUGCUAAGCGCUUGUGCAAAGGCCAGAAGGUGGCUGCAAGCGCUGCAGCGUCUCUUCCUCCAGCCCAUGAGAGAUGUCAUCAGUUGGAACGUGGUGAUUUCCGCUCUCGGCAAAGGUGGUUGGAAGGUGGCACUUGGAUGCCUUCAAGCGUGUCGCAGAAGCUUCGUCGAGCCCGAUGCCGGCACCCACAACUUGAUCAGCGUCGCCUGCAAAGGCGAACCCCGCGCCUGGCAGAGGGUACUGCUCUGGGGAGGCGGCUCGCCUGUUACGGCGGCGGCCACCACGGGCCGCAUUGAGGCGAUGCGCCACGGAGGUGCCUCCACGUGGCCUCUCUGCCUCUCUGCUCUUUUGGAAACCUCUUCUGAUCCCGUCUUGGUCUCGGCAGCUUUGGGCACCUUGGCGCUUGCGGGGCGGCUGAAAGACUUCGAAGAUUUGCUGGAGAAGGAGAAGCACGGGCUCGGCCCUCCCCUUCGACUCUGGGCAGUUGCGAAAAUCGCGGUCUUGGCACAGCUGUCGCCUUCGGCGCGUCGCUCCCCGCCGCCGGAGCGGCUCUUGGGCGCCCUUUUGGAGGCCCGGGACGGCAGCGCCGAGGCGGGCACGAAGGCUUUGACGCGGCUCUGGUGGGCCCUGUCCGUGCUGCAGGCCUCCAGUCCUCGCUUUGAGAAGGCUUUGGCAGCAAGGUCCCUAGAGAGACUCGAGGACUUCCCGGACAAGGAGCUGAUGCUGGUUGCCUGGGCGGUGUCGGGCCAGGGUCCCUUGCUGCAAGUUUCCGUGUUGCGAGCUGUACAAGCAGAGCUGCUACGCCGAAUUGCCGGCACUUCUAGUGUCGUCCUAAGCCCGGAGCUCGUUCGAUGCAUCCUGGGAGUGGUGUGGUCUUGCAGUUUCAGCAGUGGCUUGAUGGAAGGCUUUUACAUGGUCGCAUGGCGCGCUUUGUGUCGGCAUGGUCGAGGCUUGGACAGUGAAGGCAAAAAGGGCACAGGAGCACCAGCAGCGGGAGGAUCCUUAUCCAAUGCGACUUUCAGCCCGGUCGGCUUCGAACCUCCGCGAGUUGUGUUGGACUCGUCGGAAACACUGGCGAUUCUGAAGCCACCUGGCUGGGAAGUUCACGAUGAAAGUUCCGACGCUCGAGAGACACAGCAGCUCCUGCAGUACGUCAGAAGCCUUGUCGGUCAGCAGAGGAUGCCCAUUCUCGAGGAUCCUGCAUGCAAUUACGGCUUCCUGCAUCGACUGGACGUUCCGAGUUCAGGCUUGAUCCUGGCCGCCAAGACCUUCGGGUCCUACUUUGACUUGCAGACCCAGUUGGCGUCGGGGAGGCUGCUUCGAGAUUACGUGGUCCUCUGCCAUGGCCUCAUCUCAGCCAAGCUGACCAUCGAGGCGCCUCUCUCCUGGCUGAGCGACUCUUCGAGGGACUCUUUGACGCGAAGCGGGGCCUUUGGGAAGCCGGCGCGAACGGAGCUCACCCGAGUCCGAGCGGUGCACAGCUGCAAGGGCUCUUCCUUCGGCUUCUGCAAGAUUCGCAUUCGCACCGGACGUCGGCAUCAGAUCCGGAGUCAUCUCGCCUACGUUGGUUUUCCGGUGGUCUGUGAUGGGAAGUACACCGCGCAGGAGACCUUCGAAAGGGACUGCUUCUGGUUCCCGAAGAAGAGGAACGCCCUGCACCGCUUCCGCGUUUCUUUCCGAGAGGAGGGUUUAGGGACUUGUUGUGCCGUGACCGAGCCGCCUGGAGAAGACUUUCGCAAGGCACUGGAUCAGAUAGCAUGGGACGAUGUGCUCAACUCGUGA
Messenger RNA from Symbiodinium necroappetens, 2193 nucleotides. NCBI's taxonomy places the organism in Eukaryota, Dinophyceae, Suessiales, Symbiodiniaceae. The record is from the annotation of a GenBank genome assembly.